CACCAAGCUAAGCUGUGGUCCCCCUCAUCAUCCUACACGCAGCGUUGCUGUAACUGCUAUUGGAAUGCUGGAUGAGUUUGUACCAGCAAGUCGCUGAGUGGGUGCGGCUCCCCGACCCGCCUUGCGUCAAGCCUGGACAAGUGAACCUGCCUGUGAGCGGAACCUCAACAGAAGUAUAUGAGGCACCACCGACACCCUCGUUUGAACAAAAAUGGGAACGUCAUUUCGCCUCUCACACUCCACCGGACUUUGGCCACUCCAUUCUUCACAAACUAUUCCCGACACUUGUCGGUGAUAUUACAGCCUUCGACGAGAGAGACCCCGACCUAGGACCAUCUUCCGAUGAUCUAGAGGGAAAGGCAGGGACCACGUUCACUUUUCUCGCCCACGGGUCAUAUGGGGCGACAUGCCGACCUGUUCUUGAUGUAUUGCGCAAGUGGCAAUUGAGAAUGGAGGCUAGCCCUGUGCGGUUCUUCUACGAUAUGCUGUAUCCGUAUAUUGUGAGAUCGGUGCGCCUUGUGAGCGGCCUAGUGGGUGCCCGACCAGAGGAUACUGUUCUGGUGACGAAUGUAGAAGUUGGUAUGAAUGCUGUGAUGAGAUCGCUGACAUUUGGGCCAGGCGACAAGAUAAUUGCCUUCGACCUGACUUAUACCGCCGUUUUAUAUUCUGCACAACACAUCUGUGACCGCACGGGUGCUGAGCUGUUGACCUUUCCGAUGACCUUUCCGGUAUCUCCAGAGUCAGUGGUUGCCGAUUUGCGCCGGUUUUUGGAGGGUUACGACCAGCGUCGCGGAACCAUCAGGCUCGCCAUCUUUCAGCAUAUCACCAGCCCGACUGCGAUAUUAUUGCCUGUUCGCAAGCUCAUCACGUCCUGUCGCGAGUACAAUAUUCCUGUAAUGGUUGAUGGUGCACAUUCUAUUGGACAAAUCCCGAUGAAUCUAACCGAGCUUGGUGCGGAUUUCUAUGUGACAAAUACCCACAAGUGGUUAUGCAACGCAAGAGGAUGCGCCUUAUUGUGGGUUCAUCCGCAACAUCACAGCAGAGUGUAUCCGCUGACAACCAGCUGGGGACAUCUAAACAAAGAAUCCCUUCAGGCACGAUUUAUAUGGCAGGGCACCGCGGAUUAUAGUCCCUUCUUAUCUCUUUAUAUUGCCGUAAAGUUCUACAAGUGGUUAGGAUACGACAAAGUUAUUCAGCGAAACCGGCGCCUUGCUUCCUGGUGCGCGAGCUUAUUAGCCGAAGCUUGGGGAACAGAGCCGCUGGUCGCGGUGGCGCAAAACGAUGAGGAUAGUUUGGACACAAAAGAGUCAAAGUGGGAGACAGGAAUGAUUGGGAGCAUGUGCUGCGUCAAGAUACCACCCGCUAAUACCGACAUGCAUGGAAUAAUUGAUCUUCACGACGAGCUCUUGGACAAGUUUCAGAUCGAAAUCCCAGUUUUCAGCUUUCAAGGGCACCGGUACGUACGCGUGAGCCUCCACAUGUAUAACGAUGAGAAAGACUGCCUCGCAUUAGGUAGAGCCGUGCUCAUAGCAUUAGGAUACCCGACUACAUACAAUGGCUACAUAUUAUUAGAUAAAAAGGAGCAUGCUUUAUCAAAAGAAUAGAAAACAUUUAUGCCUUUUUCGUUAGGCUGCCG
Spizellomyces punctatus DAOM BR117 is the source of this 1636-nucleotide messenger RNA. RefSeq lists its product as uncharacterized. The transcript has 5 exons. NCBI's taxonomy places the organism in Eukaryota, Fungi, Chytridiomycota, Chytridiomycetes, Spizellomycetales, Spizellomycetaceae. The record is from RefSeq and is a predicted model, not a curated record. The coding region runs from base 72 to 1604 and encodes 510 amino acids.